This is a messenger RNA of Gossypium raimondii (Peruvian cotton), 1202 nucleotides long. Its product is annotated as transcription factor MYB80. Bases 192 to 1202 code for a protein of 336 amino acids. The record is from RefSeq and is a predicted model, not a curated record. NCBI's taxonomy places the organism in Eukaryota, Viridiplantae, Streptophyta, Magnoliopsida, Malvales, Malvaceae. The transcript is spliced from 3 exons.
ACUUCCCCCCGCCCCUUUUUUUCUUUAUUUCGACCUCAUCAAAGUUUUUUAAGCUAUAGCUAGCUGUAGCACAAGAAGCACUCAGCCAUUUGCUUUUUCUUUUCCUUUUAAUUUUUCCCAUUUGUUGCCGAGUCUUUUAACCUUAUUUUUAGCAUUUAAUUUGUCAUGGAGUAAAAGUGUAAUAAAAAAAAAUGGGUCGGAUUCCAUGUUGUGAGAAAGACAAUGUUAAAAGAGGACAGUGGACACCCGAGGAAGACAACAAGCUCUCUUCUUACAUUGCCCAACAUGGCACCCGCAAUUGGCGUCUCAUCCCCAAGAAUGCUGGUCUCCAAAGAUGUGGGAAAAGCUGCCGAUUGCGAUGGACUAAUUACCUUCGGCCGGACCUUAAACAUGGCCAGUUCUCCGAUGCUGAGGAGCAAACUAUUGUGAAGCUCCAUUCUGUUGUUGGCAACCGUUGGUCCUUGAUUGCAGCACAGUUACCUGGUCGGACAGACAAUGAUGUUAAAAAUCAUUGGAACACCAAGCUGAAGAAGAAGCUUUCAGGCAUGGGUAUCGAUCCUGUGACACACAAGCCUUUCUCUCACCUCAUGGCUGAGAUAGCCACUACAUUGGCACCACCGCAGGUGGCUCAUUUAGCUGAAGCGGCGCUAGGGUGUUUCAAGGAUGAAAUGCUCCACCUGCUAACUAAGAAACGUAUCGAUUUCCAGCUUCAACAAUCAAAUCCGGGACAAGGGAAUAAUACCACAGUUCCUUACAUCAAACAAGAUGAGAAAGAUGAUACAGUUGAGAAGAUCAAACUGAAUUUAUCAAGGGCUAUACAAGAACCGGACAUGCUUCCCUUGAAUAAACCAUGGGAGUCUACUAGUACAAGAGCAACAUCGGCUAAUUUUGAAGGGGGUUGUGGUGUUUUCCCUACAUCUGUGACGGGAUAUCAUCAUUAUGGCCCAUCAUCUUUUGCCAAUGAAGGGGGCGGUUCCGGCUCACCAUGGAGCCAGAGUAUGUGUACGGGAAGCACAUGUACCGCAGGGGAACAAGUUAGGUCACAUGAGAAAUUAAAGGAUGAAAACGGUGAAGAAUUUCAAGGUGGGAAAGAAAUUAAGAAUGCAACAAGCAUAUUCAAUACAGAUUGUGUGUUAUGGGAUAUACCAUCUGAUGAUCUUAUCAACCCUAUUUAUAGAGAAGCCUUUAACAACAAAGAAUAA